Molecule: messenger RNA, 1647 nt
Organism: Fibroporia radiculosa
Lineage: Eukaryota; Fungi; Basidiomycota; Agaricomycetes; Polyporales; Fibroporiaceae
Exons: 6
Coding region: 1-1647 (548 amino acids)
Biological process (GO): biosynthetic process
Cellular component (GO): cytoplasm
Molecular function (GO): isomerase activity
Source: RefSeq, a predicted model, not a curated record
AUGAACAAACUCAAAAGGCCACAUCCCCCAGCACAGAACAAUGGCCCCAGCAAACCCCCACUACAAUCUGCCAUCCACGCUACGUCUUACUCGCUACCUGAGAGCAGAACCAUGAUGUAUGCGCGAGCCGUCGUGCCUGCACCCACUGUCAAAGUGACGACCACUGUGCCCCCAAUACCUGCGAUCUCGGCUGCUGCACGCCCUUCGUCCGUGACGGAGCAGUACUGGGCAGCCCGCGCGUUGACUGCCGAAACCCUGCUUUCUGCUCGCAUCGCCCAUCAGACCGAAAUUCUGGAGCUGGCCACGUCGGCGGAGGAGAAGCGUUCGCAAGAGCUGUUGGCACUGAGACGUACACACGAUGAGAGGCAUGCCAGGCUCGAGAUGCUUGUGGUUGCGCUCAUCGCAUGUCUGGUUGCGUUUGUCUGUGCGAUUAUGUACAUGCACGUUCGGAGUCUGGACCAAAGGGCGUCCCGCUGGUCUGUACCAACACAUUUCACAAUCCCCAUCCUAUCUCCCUUCGCUUCGGUCGUUGAACAUGAAACCUCCGUCAUAGGCAACAGGCUGCUUGCUGUUGGGGCUGCAAUUUUUGCGAUCCUCGCGUAUGCUUGUUUUCGUUUUUGGCUCUCACACAAAAUUGGAUCCGUCGUCCCUGGUGCCCUGGUAGAGGGGAGGCAGGUGAAGGCAUGCCGGUCAUGUGGGGUUCGUCUCCAGGAUCUGGCCGAUAUCCCUCCGCGCAGCCCUUUUGAGUUCUGCCGCAAGAGCGCAUGGUGCAAUCCGCUCGCCAUAAUCGAUGUCCCUUCUACAGUCUCUCUCACCGACACACAAAAGCAUCACAUUUCGCGCGAAUUCAAUCUCUCUGAGACGGUAUUCAUCCAUCAUCCCCCCACGCACGAGGCUGUGGAUACGAUCAGGGUUAGCAUAUGGACAACAGAGCAAGAGCUUCCUUUUGCUGGCCACCCCAGCAUCGGCGCAGCGUGGUAUCUCCUCACCCCACGCGUGGGGUCCGGUUCGACGGGAAACGUCAUGCUCAACAUUCCUGCAGGUCUCCUUGCAGCUACAUACUCGUCCCCGAACGAUCUUGCAUCUGUCGUGGUGCCGCAUGAUGUCAAGAUCCAUAGUCCUUAUGUUCACACCGGCAAGAUGGCCGAAUGGCUUGGGCUCACACCGGCUGAUCUCGCGCUGGAAGAUGCCUCAAAAGGCGUCCCGCUCGUCUCAAUCGUGAAGGGUAUGACGUUCCUGCUCGUCCGUGUGAACGACUUGGAAGCACUUGGUCGCAUUCAUGCGGUAGGCGAGCGAUUCGUCGUGAAUGACGGUGUGGAUAGGGACGAGUCUCGGGCAUGGCUGGUCGGGAGCUUCGUUGGGGUGUACUGCUAUGUCCUGGAGAGCGAGAUUGAUAGAACACAACGGUUACGAACGAGGAUGCUCGAGGGCACGUUUGAAGACCCUGCGACGGGCAGCGCUGCGUGCACCCUCUCCGUGUACCUUGCGAACGGCAUUGGGUCAACCACAUUUGAGAUAGUCCAGGGCGUGGAGAUGGGUCGUAGAAGCGAGAUCAUGGUGGAGGUGACUCGGACGGAUGCGCGCAUUGAGGAAGUCCGUCUUGCUGGGCGGGCAGUGAAAGUCAUGGCAGGCUCCUUGGACGUAUAG